Messenger RNA from Culicoides brevitarsis, 4303 nucleotides. It is a transcript of the gene Polr3A, whose product is annotated as DNA-directed RNA polymerase III subunit RPC1. Gene Ontology annotation, cellular component: RNA polymerase III complex. The coding region runs from base 71 to 4207 and encodes 1378 amino acids. Gene Ontology annotation, molecular function: DNA binding. NCBI's taxonomy places the organism in Eukaryota, Metazoa, Arthropoda, Insecta, Diptera, Ceratopogonidae. The record is from RefSeq and is a predicted model, not a curated record. The transcript is spliced from 3 exons. Gene Ontology annotation, biological process: DNA-templated transcription.
ACAAAUAAAUAAAGUAGUAAAGACUUAAAUAAUUUAAAUACAUAUUUUUUUAGAGCGACAUACAUUGGAAAUGCCUAAAGAACAAUUUCGAGAAGCUGAUGUUACUAAAAAAAUUUCUCAUGUUUCUUUCGGGAUUGAUGGACCCGAUAAGAUACAACAAGAAGCUCAUAUUCAAGUUGUGGGAAAAAAUCUUUACAAUCAAGAUAAACUACGGACUCCAGUUCCGCAUGGUGUCUUAGAUCGUCGGAUGGGAAUUAGUCAAAAAGAUGCAAAAUGUGAAACUUGUAAGCAAGGUCUAAAUGACUGUGUUGGACACUUCGGAUAUUUGGAUUUGGCUUUGCCGGUCUUUCAUGUGGGACAUUUUCGAGCAACUAUUACUAUUUUACAGACCAUUUGUAAAACGUGUUCUCAAGUUAUGUUGAAAGAGGAAGAUAAGGCAUUCUAUACAAAAAAAAUGAAAAAUUCUAACCUGUCUUAUUUGGCAAAAAAAACUUUGCAUCAUCAAAUAUUAAUUAAAGCAAAAAAGUUCAGUAAAUGUCCAUAUUGCGGAGCGAUGAACGGCACUGUAAAGAAAGGUCCUGGAUUGAUGAAAAUUCUGCAUGAACCAUUUCGUGGAAAAAAGGCAACGGAUCCUUUAAUUUCAAGUGCACUGGAUGAAAUGUUAUUGUCUGCUCAGGAUAAUAAGGAACUAAGUCAAGUUUUGAGUCCCUCGGCAUUAAUUGAAGAGCUGAACCCCAUUUCUAUUCUUAAUUUAUUUAAAGAAAUACCCAAACAUGAUAUAGCACUACUUGGAAUGACCGGUCCACAAGCGAAUCCCAGCGACCUAAUUCUUACAAGGUUAUUUGUUCCGCCGUCUUGUAUUCGGCCUUCAGUUAUAUCAGACGUAAAAUCGGGCACUACUGAAGAUGAUCUAACAAUGAAGCAAAGUGAGAUUUUACUAAUCAAUGAUGUGAUUGCAAAACACAUGAGCUCCGGAGGAAAGAUAGAAUUAAUACAAGAGGAUUGGGACUUCCUGCAACUGCAUUGUGCACUCUAUUUUAACAGUGAGGUGUCUGGGGUUCCACUGAAUAUGGCACCUAAAAAGUCCUCACGAGGCAUUGUGCAAAGGUUAAAGGGAAAACAAGGACGAUUUCGUGGGAAUUUAUCGGGAAAACGUGUAGACUUUUCAGCCCGUACGGUCAUUUCUCCUGAUCCAAAUCUAAUGAUUCAUCAAGUUGGGGUCCCUAAUCGUGUUGCGAAAAUUCUUACGUUUCCCGAGCGUGUCAAUGCAGCUAACAUUAACAAAAUGCGACAACUUAUCCGUAACGGGACCGAUGUUCAUCCAGGGGCCAAUUAUGUACAACAAAAAGGAACAGCAUUUAAAAAAUAUUUGGCAUACGGUAAUCGAGAUAAAGUUGCAAAAGAUUUAAAAUGCGGCGAUAUAGUUGAGCGUCAUUUAAGUGAUGGUGACGUUGUUCUGUUUAAUCGCCAGCCAAGUUUGCAUAAACUGAGUAUUAUGUGUCACGUUGCUAAAGUUCAACCGCAACGAACAUUUCGAUUUAAUGAAUGCGUUUGUACACCAUAUAACGCCGAUUUUGAUGGAGAUGAAAUGAACUUGCAUCUGCCUCAAACUGAAGAAGCACGAGCUGAAGCAUUAAUUUUAAUGGGUAACAAAUCUAAUCUUAUCACUCCUAGAAACGGAGAGCUCCUCAUCGCUGCAACUCAAGACUUUAUCACCGGUGGAUAUUUACUGACACAGAAAGAUGAAUAUUUGACACAUGAUGAAGCAAUGCAAUUGGCAUCCUGUAUGCUAGCCGGCACGGAUGCAGGAAUGAAGAUUGAUUUGCCUAUUCCAGCAAUCAUAAAACCUCGACGUUUGUGGACCGGAAAACAGAUAUUUUCAUUAAUUUUGAAACCUAACAAAUACUGUCAUGUUUUGGCAAAUCUCUCGGUGAAAGGAAAGAAUUAUACCAAUAACAAAGAUAUGUGUAUAAAAGAUUCAUGGGUAACUAUAAGAAACUCUGAGCUGUUAACAGGUUCAAUGGACAAGAUCACCUUAGGAUCUGGUACUAAAUCUGGAAUAUUUUAUGUGGUUCUUCGAGAUUUUGGAGAGAAUUAUGCGACUAAAGCAAUGUGGCGACUAGCAAGAAUGACAUCUUAUUUCUUGAUGAAUCGAGGAUUCUCCUUUGGAAUCGGAGAUGUUACUCCUAGUAGACGGUUACUGGACAAGAAACAAAAACUCUUAGAUAUUGGAUACAAAAAAUGUGAUGAGAAUAUCAUGCAAAUGAAGAGCGGAACAUUACAAUGUCAACCAGGAUGUACAAUGGAAGAAACUCUAGAGUCCAUGAUGUUAAGAGAAUUAUCCAGCAUUCGAGAGCUUGCGGCAAAAGCUUGUUUCAGUGAGUUGCAUCAUACAAAUAGUGCAUUAAUCAUGGCUCAAUCUGGUUCAAAGGGCUCUAACAUAAAUAUUUCGCAAAUGAUUGCGUGUGUAGGACAGCAAGCUAUUAAUGGAAAACGAGUUCCUAAUGGCUUUGAAGAUAGAGCGCUUCCUCAUUUUGAAAGAUAUUCCAAAAUUCCAGCUGCCAGAGGCUUUGUCCAAAAUAGUUUUUUCUCUGGAUUAACUCCCACGGAGUUCUUUUUCCAUACCAUGGCUGGUCGAGAGGGCCUAGUAGAUACUGCCGUAAAAACAGCUGAGACGGGAUACCUGCAGAGACGACUUGUGAAAUGUCUCGAGGAUUUAGUGGUCCAAUACGAUGGCACGGUUCGAAAUGCCAUAAAUGAAGUUGUAGAAUUUAAAUAUGGAGCAGAUGGGCUUGAUCCAACAUUUAUGGAAUCUAAGAAUCGGCCAAUUGAUUUCUCUCGACAAUGGAUGCAUUUACGGUCUAUGACACCCAAUAGAGAAGCAAAUAUAAUAAAAUCAUAUGAUAUUCUUAACAUUACUACGAAAAUACUUGAGUCAGAUGAUUUUUCUCAUAUGAGCGAGGUGUUCAAAAAUGGUUGUAAGGAUUUCAUGAAAGAAGUGGUAGAUCGGUUAGAAAUGAACGAAAAAAAGUUUGCAAAGCAUGAGAAAAUAGCAUGUGAAAUUGAACGUGUUACAAAUGAGCACAUACAUAAAUUUUUGCGUGUUUCAAAGGAUAAAUAUAAUGAAGCAGUCACAGAGCCUGGAACGGCUGUUGGAGCUUUGGCUGCUCAAAGUAUAGGAGAACCUGGCACACAAAUGACUUUAAAAACAUUUCAUUUUGCUGGUGUUGCAUCAAUGAAUAUUACUCAAGGGGUACCUCGAGUGGUAGAAAUUAUCAAUGCAACGAAAAGUAUUUCAACUCCAAUUAUAACGGCUGAAAUAGAAAAUAAGACAAGUAUGGAGUUUGCGAGAAAAGUUAAAGCUCGUAUCGAAAAAACAACAUUGGGAGAGAUUGCAACAUGCAUUGAUGAAGUUUAUAAAUCUGAAGAUUGUUUUCUUUUAGUUAAGUUAGAUAUUGAUCGUAUAAGAGUACUUGGACUAGAAGUAAAUACUGCUUCUAUUAAGUAUUCUUUGUGUACUUCAAAGUUAAAAUUAAAACCAAACCUAGUAGAAACUAUAGGAACCUCACUAAUUGUCAUACGACCCGAUCCAUCAAAACAUGCUAGUGCUUUAAAUUCUGAGAUGCAACGUCUUCUUGCUCUAAUCCCACAUGUAGUUGUUGCUGGUCUCCCAAACAUUUCGAGGGCAGUCAUAGCAAUUGACGAUACAGUUUAUCCACAUAACUACAAAUUAUGUGUAGAAGGUACUGGAUUAAGAGAUGUUAUGGCAACGUAUGGUGUUGUGGGAAGCAAAACAAAAAGUAACAACAUAUUAGAAGUCUAUGCAACAUUGGGAAUUGAGGCAGCUCGAACUACUAUUGUUAAGGAGAUUACGGAUGUGAUGGAAGGACAUGGAAUGAGUGUAGACUAUAGACACAUUAUGUUACUUGCCAGUCAAAUGACAGCAAGAGGCGAAGUUUUAGGGAUAACUCGUCAUGGUUUGGCAAAAAUGCGUGAAUCAGUUUUUAAUUUAGCCUCGUUUGAAAAAACAGCUGAUCAUUUGUUUGACGCUGCGUACUACGGUCAAACUGAUUCUGUUGAUGGAGUCUCCGAAAGGAUAAUUUUAGGGAUGCCAGCAAACAUUGGAACUGGAUUGUUCAAAUUACUACAUAAUCAUGAAAAUCGUCUGUUAAACAAUUGUAUUGAUCCCUUAUUUGAUAUGAUAUGAUCAUUCAGUUUUGUACUUAUUUAUGUAAGAUAAUGCAAUGGAAAACCUAUGUAUUUCUUUUAAAAAAUUUAAAACAUUUUUUCUUUUCAUAUAUUA